Molecule: messenger RNA, 6411 nt
Organism: Oncorhynchus mykiss (rainbow trout)
Lineage: Eukaryota; Metazoa; Chordata; Actinopteri; Salmoniformes; Salmonidae
Source: RefSeq, a predicted model, not a curated record
AUGGUUUGAUGGAAGUCUGCGUAUUCGCGUUGUGUAGCCAACUACUACUGUAGGCUACCAAUGUACAGUUCCACGAGGAGGGGGCUGUAACUGUGCAGCUAUUCACCUCGGUCUGAAACCACCACAGUCCACCACCGUUGUCUCACAACCGUCCCGCCUGUAGGUUACUGAACUGCGCGUAUUCCGUCGGUGUGAUAUUUUCAAAAUGAUGGUCAUUCAGACCAUUUAUAUUAUAUAUUGUAGCCUAUGGGCUUCGUUUUCGACGAUUUUAGCUAGAAGGAGCAUUGCAUGAAAUAGGCUCUGGGAGCCGGUCAGGGUGAUGCUAUGAGGCGAGCACAUCGUCGCUCUUUGGUUAGUGUCUGGUGAUGAGACACCUCCAAAUGUUGUGUGGAGAAGUAGGCUACCCAUCGGGUGCGCUCUUGGUGAGAAAACAUGAAGUCGUAUCGUGAAUGAUUUCGUUGUCCAUUAAAAUAUAACUUAAAUUAUUUAUAUUAAAAUUCAACAGUUUAUAUGCUCAGAACCGACUACAGAGUCGCACAAUAAGCAAGGUAAAGAAGUCUAUCUGACGAGUUUUGCGCUAAUAUACCGUGGACGGUUACUAUGCCAGAAUGGGUCUACUACGGUUUUUAUUUUUCUAUGGACUAUUGCACACCCAAGUCAACGGAUCUCGUCUGCGUCAGGAUGACUCCCCUCCUCGGAUCGUGGAGCACCCCUCUGACCUCAUCGUGUCCAAGGGGGAGCCGGCCACCCUCAACUGCAAGGCGGAGGGGCGUCCCGCCCCCACGGUGGAGUGGUACAAGGACGGGGAGCGGGUGGAGACAGACCGGGACAACCCCCGUUCCCACCGCAUGCUGCUGCCCAGCGGCUCCCUCUUCUUCCUGCGCAUCGUCCACGGCCGACGCAGCAAGCCAGACGACGGCAGCUACGUGUGUGUGGCCCGCAAUUACCUGGGGGAGGCAGUGAGCAGAAACGCAUCAUUAGAAGUAGCAUUGUUGCGUGAUGACUUCAGACAGAACCCCCAGGACUUGGUGGUAGCGGUGGAGGAGCCUGCCACCCUGGAGUGCCAGCCUCCUCGUGGGCACCCUGAGCCCACCACCUUCUGGAGGAAAGACAAGGCCCGUCUGGACCUCAAAGAUGACAGGAUCACUAUUCGUGGAGGGAAGUUGACCAUCUCCAACACCAGGAAGAGUGAUGCAGGGAUGUACGUGUGUGUGGCCACCAACAUGGUGGGGGAGAGAGACAGUGAGACGGCUCAGCUCUCUGUGUUCGAGAGACCCACUUUUGUGCGUCGGCUGGUGAACCAGGUGGUCCUGGUGGAGGAGAGUGUGGAGCUCAAGUGUCAGGUGCAGGGAGACCCACCUCCCUCUCUACGCUGGAGAAAGGAUAAUGUGGAUAUACCCCGCGGCAGAUAUGACGUCCGUUAUGAGAAGGAGGAUUUCCUCCUGAGGAUCAAGAAGGCAUCGGCUGGCGACCAGGGCACCUUCACCUGUGUGGCUGAGAACCGUGUGGGCAAAGUGGAGGUCUCGGCUACCCUCACUAUCAGGGCUCGCCCUGUUGAGGCUCCCCUGUUUGUGGUGCGACCCCGGGACCAGAUCGUGGCUGAAGGGCGCACAGCCACCUUCCCCUGUGAGACCAAGGGCAACCCCCAACCCACUGUGUUUUGGCAACGAGAUGGGAGCCAGGAUCUGCUGUUCCCCAGCCAGCCAGCGCAGGGAGACAGCCGUGUGUCAGUGGCAGUGAGUGGAGAGCUGACCAUCUCCUCCGUACAGCGCUCUGAUGCAGGCUUCUACACAUGCCAGGCCCUCACUGUGGCCGGCAGCAUCCUGGCCAAGGCUCAGCUAGAGGUGGCAGACGCCUUAAAGGACCGCCCCCCGCCCAUCAUCCGGCAGGGCCCGUCCAACCAGACACAGGCUGUUGGGGGUGUGGCCCUGCUGAGGUGCCAGGCGUCAGGGGACCCGGAGCCCACCGUUACCUGGCUGAAGGACGGCCUCAGUCUGCUGGGAAAGGACCUUCGCAUGGCCCUGCUGGAGCCUGGCAGCCUGCAGAUCCAAAGCACCAGGCUAUCUGACUCUGGGCUGUACACCUGUGUGGCCACCAGCUCCAGUGGGGAGACCUCAUGGAGUGCCUUCCUGGAUGUCAGAGAGUCCAGUGACCUCACAGACUCCAUGUCCCACAAUGCCAGUACCCUACCAGGGCCUCCCUCCAAGCCAAAGGUCACUGAUGUCACCAAGAGCACAGUGUCGUUGUCUUGGGAACCUGGGACCGAGGAUGGCUCCCCAAUCUCCUCCUAUGUCAUUGAGGCCUUUGGUCAGCUGGUCAGCAACAGCUGGCAGACUGUGGCUGACCACGGGAAGACCACACAGUUCACGGUCAAGGACCUGCGACCCAACACGGUCUACCUGUUCAUCAUCAGAGCGGUCAAUGCCCAGGGUCUCGGAGACCCAAGCCCCAUGUCUGAGCCUGUCCGCACCCAAGACAUCAGCCCUCCGGUGCAGGGUGUCGACCAUCGACGUGUCCAGAAGGAGCUGGGUGAUGUGGUGGUCAGCAUGCAUAACCCUGUGGUCAUCAACUCCACCUCUGUCCAGGUCACAUGGACUGUGGAGAAACCUUCUCAGUUUAUCCAGGGCUAUCGUGUUCUGUACAGGCAGACGUCAGGCCUGCCCUCCCCGGGGGCCUGGCAGGUGCAGGACGUGAAGGUCCCCUCAGAGAGAGACGUGGCUCUGUCUGGCCUGAAGAAGGGUGUUGUCUACGAGAUAAAAGUCCGUCCGUACUUCAACGAGUUCCAGGGAGCAGACAGUGAAUCAAUGACAGCACGCACCUUGGAGGAAGCGCCCAGCGCUCCUCCUCAGCAGGUGACAGUGCUGACAGUGGGGAACCAUAACAGCACCUCCAUCAGUGUGUCCUGGGACCCCCCUCCCACAGAACACCAGAACGGCAUCAUCCAGGAGUACAAGAUCUGGUGCCUAGCAAACGAGACCCAUUUCCAUGUGAAUAAGACGGUGGAUGCGGCCAUCCGUUCGGUGGUGGUGGGGGGUCUGCAGGCAGGGGUGCAGUACCGUGUGGAGGUGGCGGCAGGCACCAGCUCGGGGGUGGGAGUGAAGAGCGAGCCCCAGCCUAUUAUCAUAGGUGCAGAGCUGCGUGAUGUGAUGACGGGGGAGGAGGGCAACAACAGCAUCUCAGACGUGGUGAAGCAGCCAGCCUUCAUCGCUGGGCUGGGAGGGGCCUGCUGGAUCGUCCUCAUGGGCUUCAGCGCCUGGCUGUACUGUAGGAGGAAGAAGAGGAAGGGCCUCAGCAACUAUGCAGUUCAGUCCUUCACCUUUACCCGUGCAGUGACAUUCCAACGAGACAGAGGCCUGAUUGGCAAUGGAAGUCAUCCUGGUCUGCUGAAAGCCGGUGACCCAGGAUUUCCCUGGUUGGCUGACUCCUGGCCCUCCACCAGCCUGCCAGCAAAUGGGGGCUUGGAAGGUACCAAGGAACGAGGACACUUUGGCAGAGGAGACGUGCUGCCCUCUGGAGCGGGUGAAAAGACAGGUACCAUGCUGUCUGAUGGUGCCAUAUACAGCAGUAUAGACUUCACAGGCAAGGCGGGCUACAGCAGCCCAGCACGGGGCAGCCAGGCCACCCCCUAUGCCACCACUCAGAUCCUGCAUUCCAACAGCUUCCAUGAGCUGGCUGUGGACAGACCAGACCCUCGCUGGAAGGCUUCCCUUCGAGCCCAGCAGGAAAUGGCCAACCUGGGCUACUCAAUGACCGAUGGACGCCCCUGCAACGGUGGAAAGGGCGGCAAGAAAAAGAAGUCAAAGGGUGGGACAAAGACCUCCAAAUCCAAUGGGUCCUGUUGGGUCAACAUGCCCCUGCCUCCCCCACCCAUGCACCCUCUGCCAGGCACCGAGGUGGACCACUACCCCCCAGAGAACCAUGGAGGAGGGUAUGACAGCGACAGCUGGGCCCCUCCCCUUCCCGUUCAGACAUACCUCCACCAGGGAUUGGACGACGAUAUGGAGGAGGAGCGAGUGCCCACCCCGCCCCUCAGGGGAGUGGCUUCCUCCCCGGCAGCAGCUCCCUACAGCCAACCGUCAUCCUCCUCCCUUAGCUCCACCCACCACGAGGAGAUGCAGUCCAUGCUGCAGGCCCACCUGGAUGAGCUGACCAGAGCCUACCAGUACCAAGUGGCCAAACAGACGUGGCAUAUGAAGGGCAGCCAACACCCGCCUAUGGCCCCUGUCCCUCCGAUGGGGUACGUGUCCAGCACGCUUGGGUCUGACCUGGGAAACAACAUCCCGUGUGAGGAAGAGGAGGAGGAUAAAGCCUACGGAGUGUCACAUCAGCUCUGUGGCUUUGACUACACGGCCAGUUGCAGCAUGGACAACCAUGAGGGCUCAGGUAAAGGUUACUCCCAGCGGGGUCGACCAGUCAGCUCAGGCUCCACAGAGAGCAGUGCUCUGGGUACACAGAGCCUCGGUCACCAGAGGGCCACACACACUGGACGCAAACCCCGGGCAGAAACUGUUGGGACACAGAGAGACUCCCCCACAGAUGUGGCCUCUCCUACCCCUGAGCCUGUCCACAGUGUGGGGGCAAGGCUGCACGGGUCAUGGGCGUCUGGUGGCUCGGACCCUCCAGAGGAGUGUAUGGUCUCAACGCUGGAGCGGCAGCAUAUGGCCUCCUGGAGCGGCAGAUCCUCUAACAUGGCCACUCUGGGCAGGACACGCCACAGGGCUGCGGCUGGCGCGGGCACAGACCACCCACAUAACAUCCACCCGCCUCCCAACAGCACCGAGCAUAGCUAUGGAGAACGAUAGUCUUUGUGAGUCGGUGCUGCCUGUGCUGCCUGUCCCAGGACACCUUGUCUAUAAGUGCAAUGAGAUUUCCCCUCUGCGAAUGCUACAGGAUGGAAUAUAAAGAGAAGGCUGGAAGAUGAAAGAGAGAGAAAGAGGGAGCCAGAGAGAAACGCAGAGCUGUACAUGUGAUGUACAGACACACAGACACACAUCUCAGUGUUCUUUUUACAGUGUUACUUUCAUCCCUCCUUCCAAAAGAAUAUACUGUAUAUCACAUGCCCCUCCUAUUUCAUGUCACAUGAUGUACAGUAACUCACUCCACAUUAAUGAAUAAUAAAAAUCUCUGCAGUUAAACUAUUGACUCAUGAAAGUGUAAGGACUUGCUUUUCCUGUAAAUAGGUUUUGUAUUUUCAGUUUUUUUUUAUUUUCUUUGCUAUGCAAGCCAAAUUCUGACUAUGAAGUUGUCUCGUUUACUUGUCAUUUUACAUUGUGAGUUGAUGGACUGUGGUGCCACAUUUGUUUUUCAUAAAUGCUCGAAAUAUUGCUUCAUUUUGAUGAAACUGCUGUUUUGUUGUUUGCACAGAGCGUUUUGUGAUGAUAAGCACAAAGUCAUCAGCUGAGGCUCAGAGAAGAAUGAUGAAGAGGAGUGUCUAUAAUAUACCUUACAUUUAAGAAAUAUAAUAUUCGACACAGUAAAUGCUUUUCAGAGACAGAUGUAUUGAGAGAUAUAAGAAACACAAAGAAAUUCAGUAAUUAAACAGAAAUUCAAUUCUACGCCCACAUAGAAAAUGUAAUGUUUUGUUUUUCAAUUUGCAGUUGUCCGUGGGGAUGAUGUGACAGAUGUGCAAUGUUGCCCAUACACUAUAUGCUCAUUACAGUGAGACAGCAGUACUUGGAACCCUCCAAAUAAUGACAGUUCAGAAUAAUCAAUAAAGUUAAACCAUCUAUGUGUAACAUUACAAAUGGAACUGUUAAUGCAGAGGCCGAGGACGAUAGCUAGUUGUUGAUAGGGAGGUGUUGGGCCCAUAGAGCACCACUCAGGUGUGGUCAGGUGUGGACAGUUGUGUGCACAGAUGGACUCUGUCAGUGUUACCCAUGGGGACAGAGUGAUAACACAGUGAGACAGGUCUUAAGAUGAAGAGAUGUUGGCCUUUAGAAAUCUAGCUAAUCCUGGACUGGGUUUCCAGAGCUCUAAGUGACUAGCAAGCAUGAUUAACAACAAUAUGCAAUUAGAUUAUAAUAAUAGACCCAUCAUAGAUGUGAUGGCCGCCUGUUUUAAUCCUAGUGGUGCGGUAUAACGUGGCCCCUUUAUCACCCUGGUAACAGACUGGUAACAGAUGAACGCUCAUCAGGACACGUAUGGUUACCUAGGCAUAGUGAGCCCCUUGCCAAGUAAGGAAAUCCUUAACACUGUAACCAGUCACGGAGGGCAGCUGGUUGCUAGUUCUUGCCUACAAGAUUCAUAAUGCAGUGUUUUGGUUCCCUUCUUUGUAUGGUUAUUUUCUGGUUGUUCUUUGUAUUGGCUCCACCUGUAAAAACUCUGUACCUGCCAGAGUCCGGUCUGCCCUCAGGAAUACACAUACAGUGUGGCCAGUCCUACGAUACAAAUAAAAUGUGUAUGUGGAAUCAA